CGCUAUCUCUUUUUGCCGCUUUGGGGUUUUUAAUUUAGUUUCUGUCUGUAAUCAAAAGUAAAAGCACUGGCCAAGAACAAAUGACAGCUUGAGCCAGUGACCGGUGUCACCGCGCCACCGCAGCCGGGGAGUCUAGCGGGAGGCGGGCUCUGAACUACGGCUCCCAGCAGCCCGUGCCGGCCGAGUGGAGGAAGUGCUCACGAUGAUUCCUUCUGGACUUUGAGCCGAGAUUUUAAUCCCGAGAAGGGACAGGUUGCUGAGGCUCGUGUCUCCCGAAGUUCAGGCGGUCGGCGCCUCGCCCCAGGCAGGGCCGCAGCUCUCCGUCCGGCCAGCCGGGAUGGCGGCGCGUCUGUCUGUCCUGCCUUCCCUCCGGUGCCUGUUCGAUGAGCCCGUGCAGAUCCGUGUGGCCGGACUGCAGCCGCAGCAGGCGGUCACCCUCCGGGCCAGCCUGCUGGACGAGAGCGGGGAGCUUUUCCAAUCCCACGCUCUCUACAGGGCUGGGAGCAGCGGGGAGCUGGACCUCAGCCGCUCCCCAGCGCUGGGGGGCAGCUAUUUGGGAGUGGAGCCCAUGGGGCUGCUCUGGGCUCUGCAGUCCAAAACGCCCUAUAAGCGGCUGGCAAAGAGGAACGUCCUGACCCCUUUCUCUGUGGACUUGGAAGUGUAUGAGGGCCACGGGGACGACACGAGCCGCUUGCUGGGAAAAUGCACCAAUGAACGAUGGUUUUUAGGAGAGGGAGUGAAGAGGAUUCCGGUCAGAGAAGGUCGUCUCAGAGCAACCCUCUUCCUCCCUCCUGGACCUGGCCCAUUCCCUGGACUUAUUGAUUUGUAUGGAUCUGGAGGAGGUCUUAUUGAAUACAGAGCAAGUCUCCUGGCUAGCAGAGGCUUUGUGACUCUGGCCCUUGCUUACAUGUCCUUUGAAGACAUCCCUGCUAUGCCAGAGACCCUUGAACUAAGCUAUUUUGAGGAGGCUGUGAACUUUUUGCGUAAGCAGCAGCAGGUGAAAGAUACUGGCAUUGGCGUUUUGGGCUUGUCUAAAGGAGGUGAUCUAGCCCUUUCCAUGGCCACAUUUCUACCUGGCAUCAAGGCAGCUGUCAGCAUAUCUGGAAGUAGUUUUAAUUCCUUUAUUCCCCUGGAGGGGGAUGGCUUCACUAUUCCUGUCCACCCAUAUGACUUGGGGAGGGUGAAGAUCAGUGAUGAGUCUGGAAUAGUAGAUUUUUCAGAUGUCUUAGACGAUCACAUGGACCCAGCAACUUGGGAUUGUCGCAUUCCUGUGGAGAGGUCCUUGGCCAAGUUCCUCUUCCUGUGUGGACUGGAUGACAUGAACUGGAAAAGUGACCUCUAUUGCCAGGAUGCUGUUCAGCGCCUUCAGCAGCAUGGCCGGCAAGUGGAGUUCUACUCCUAUGCUGGAGCAGGGCACCUCCUGGAGCCGCCAUACUUGCCUCUGUGCAAAGUUUCAAUCCACAGGGUGCUUGGGAUGUUGGUGCAUUGGGGAGGGCAGUGGAGAGAGCAUGCUAAAGCCCAAGAAGAUGCAUGGCGCAGGAUACAGGCCUUUUUCUGGCAACAUUUGAUGGACUCAGACAUCCCUAAGAGCAAGCUGUAGUGGAAACUGUCAGAUUCUGGCCAGGGAUGUUAUUUCAGCACUCACUGGAUCUUGGAAACCCACCAGAAGUUUCCUGGACUCCCUUCCUCUAAACCCCACUGUUGCAUAGUUGUUUAUUUUCAUUCCCCAAAUAAUUUCCCAUUUUUUAGUUGAAUUUCAGUUGACUUCUGACCCCAGCUUCACAGUAGAUUGGCACAUCUGUGCUGUAGUCUAAAAACAACCCAGCAUCCCAUCAUCUAAAUCACAUUUGUGCUGAGCUAUCUUUGCCCUCAAUCUGACACCAUCUCCUUUCAUAAGACGAAAUACUCUCACAGGAGGAGCUAUCCAUUGAAUGAUUUAGUCUUGCACCUUUAACUAACAUAGAUAAAACAGCAAUUUUGUUGGACAGCACUGUAGUGCACUCAUCCUUCCUCCUGGUAUAUUGUUUUCUCCCAUUUCAUAGUAAAAAGGUUGCCGUAGUUCUGAUCUCAGCUAAGGGAAGAGGCACUCUUCUGGCUUAAUUGGAAGUGCAGUGAUAACAUUUUUUUUCUGGUUCUUCAAAACCCAGAAGUGAAUCUUACCCAGGUUACCCUGGGUAUAUCUCCUGCUGACUCCAUAUAAGUUCCAUCUGUGUGUGCACAGUUUGCUUGAGAUUAUCUGAACGAAGCCUUCAACCAUCUGUGCACCUGCCAAUACAUUAAGGAACAAUCCUGGUGUGGCCACAAGCUGUUCCUUCACUCAGUUGAGGAGGUCAUGAGCAGAAGUCCUCACCUCCUAUUGGGAAGACAAGCGGUGGAGUCUGUGGUUUUGCACAGUGUCCCACAUGGGGGUGAUACAGAUGUGCUAAGUGCUUGCUCUCAUAUGGUGAAAGUUAGUUUGUCUCCAUUUUGGGUUGAAAAGUAAAGUCACUGCUGCUGAGUUCCCAGGAGCCCAGUGAGGCGGGCUGCCUCUGAGUUGCCCGGACUAUAGCAAACAGCUGUGGGCUCAGUGAUAGCUAAGAAAUGCCACUCUUCAAGAGAGUACUGACCUCACCAUCUGGGAAGAAUGGGCAUUUUCUGACCCUUUACCAGUGUCCAAACCUGCCAAGGGGGGGCUGUAAUCCGCCUUGUGCUUUUGUGGGAUAGUGGCUAACAGCAGCUACAUAUCAAAUGGCACCAGUGGAGCAGAUUCUCCCUCCUGGAGCAGUGAAGACUCACACCCUGGCAGCAGAAGCAAGCAGGAGCUGGAAGUCUCUGCAUGGCACUGAGGUAGAGAAAUCUUGCCUUUGGCAGUGUAGUCCCUGGUUUCCAGUUCCUGCUGAGACGAAAGCCCUGUAGGAGCCUGGAUCCUGCUGACGCAGGAAUCCUUCCUGCUGAAGGAUUCAACUAAGGCUGAAUCAUGCCCUUAGUUUUCUUGCUUCAGGGAGGCAAUGGUCACUCAAAAUGAGCACAUUGGACCUCAGAGGGGUGGGGACUCUCUCAUACAAUAUAUUCAGCACAGACUGUCCCUUCAGGUACUUCUGGUUUUCCUGAGCCCCCUGUUCCUCAGACUGGUAGAUGGGUACCGCCUACCUGAAGGUGUGAGUAGUUAGUUUGGGGACAUCUCUCUCCUGCUCACCCAUACUGGUCAUCCAUCAAGUUUUAUGCUGUUGCCUCUUACUUGAUUUCUGUUUGUCUCUUGUGUGCCUAUGUCCUGCAUGGACUGUGAUUGUUACAGGUGUUUAGUGACUGAGUGGGGCCUGGCUGCAGAGUAACAUAUAACAGCAAGGAAAGUCAAACACAUUUAAGCAGUUGCAUCUGAGUAAGACACAUUUUCUUUUCCCUAAUUUUUCUGUUUUAUUGAAGCAUUCAGAAAACCCUGGGCUGCUGAUCCACAUUUUCCUCAGACUCAGGGCUUUAGGCUGCGAGUUUCUCUGUGGUAUGAGUAAUUCAGUUCUCUUAUUUUUACUGAAUACAGUGGGGUUUAUACAAAGCAGUGUGUUGGUUUCUAGCCUGUGGGAUAACUCACAUUUAUUUUAAUCCCUUCUGAGGGGAAGCGAAGCUUUCCCAGCCUUCAAUGAGCAGUUUACACAUCUAUACUUUGAUUUACAAAAUUGUGACCUUCCAAGAAAAUACAUUAUCUAUAGGAAACUACCAUUACAAAUAAAAAUGCUUUCCAUCAGUAAAUCAA
Molecule: messenger RNA, 3727 nt
Organism: Zonotrichia albicollis (white-throated sparrow)
Lineage: Eukaryota; Metazoa; Chordata; Aves; Passeriformes; Passerellidae
Product: acyl-coenzyme A thioesterase 1
Biological process (GO): acyl-CoA metabolic process; fatty acid metabolic process
Molecular function (GO): fatty acyl-CoA hydrolase activity
Source: RefSeq, a predicted model, not a curated record